AUGCCACAUGGCAUUGGCUCCUGGUUUCAUGAGUUUCAUGUUCUGAGAAAUGGUCUGGUGCUGGCCUUCUGGUUGCUGACCUCGCCCAGUGGAGCUGGGGCCGAAUUGAGUGCCGAUGCUGAGGUAGGGGUGCAGCUGCUUCAGACGAACGCCCACUUGAAAAAUCACCUUCCUGGUGUUGAUCAUGCCUGCUCGGCUGGGUACGGGCCCGGCAUGCACAUAGUUCAGCUCCCGGACAUCCAGCGACAGUUCCUCUUGCUGGUGCCACCUGAGCUCGUUCAAAGCAGUUCUGGGGUCCCGCUCGUCAUGUCUUUUCACGGCACCUAUGAGACUCCGUGGUUCCAUGAGAAGGAGCUCGGCCUUAUGCAGACAUUGUCGCGCUACGGAUGGUUGGGCAUCCUGCCUUGGGGAAGCACCCUUUCGAAUCCGUCUUCCAUGGGCGGAGUCAGGGAAUGCUGCUCCUCUCUGUGCGACACUGACGAGUGCUGUAAGCAGGGCCGAUUCGUUUCAAAGAAACUGGAAGCAUGCAGUUGGUGGCCCCAGGGUUCGUACGAUCGCGACUUUAAGUUCGUCGACCGCAUCUGGAAGUGGCUCGAGGAUCACACCUGUGUGGACAGGACGCAGGUCUUUGCGGCCGGUUUCAGCGUUGGCGCAUCCUUUAGCUGGAGCUUAGCCUGCUACCGGAGCCAAUACCUGCGCGCUUCUGCACCCAUCGAACCCUGGUCAGAUCUGCUGGAUUUGACCAACUGCUCGGGUGCAAGGCCGGUCUCCAUGCUGAGCUAUGGUGGGACGAGCGACCCAAAUGUACGUCUGGACGAGAUGGCCCUGCUCACAGACAAGCGUGCGCAGCAGUGCGGAUGUGAAGGUGGAGCUGUGGAGCGUCUGUCUGCAACUGUGAGCUGCAAGUUCUGGGCACAAUGUGAUGGCGGACAUCUUUUUGAGUCCUGCUUCGUCGAAGGUGGGGUGCACGCCACCUCAGGUCGUUUGAAACCUGACCAGGCGUUGGCUAUACGUCCCGGGUCUGACAUUGAUUGGACCAAGCGUACGUUUGAGCGCUUCUCGUUGCUAGUUGAGCCCAGCAAACUCCUCUUCUACGGCAGCCCAACUGAAGAACAGAUGCAAUACCACGAUUCGUCUUGGCCUCCGCCGACGCUCACAGAUCACCCGUACAUCCGGCAUCCGCACGCCGACCCUUGA
Symbiodinium natans is the source of this 1197-nucleotide messenger RNA. The record is from the annotation of a GenBank genome assembly. NCBI's taxonomy places the organism in Eukaryota, Dinophyceae, Suessiales, Symbiodiniaceae.